GGGCGGAGAGACUUGGGGGACAGCAGCGCUUUGGGGACAAGGACAGCUUGGGGACAAGGACCCCUCGGGGACAGGGACCCCUUGGGGACGUGUCUCCUCAGAGCAGGGUGGCUAGGCUGGCACUGGCGUGGGGAUGUGGGGGCUCAGGGUCCUCAUCCCCCUCCUUGGUGCGGGUGCUCUGCAGGUGAGCCAGGACCCAGAUGAGUUGUGGGUGGCAGCGGGGGACAGGGUGACCCUGGGGUGCCGCGUGCUGGAGGCUGACCCCUGGGACCUGCUCUGGCUGGAGUGGGUGAAGGACGUGGGGCGCCGGGUGCUGUGUGCCGCCCGCCUGCGCCCCACCACCCCCACCCCCUCGGCCCCUUGCACCCCCCGCCUCCACCUGGCCUGGCACCCCCCCCGUGCCACCCUCAGCCUCCUCCAGGCGCGGGGGGACGACGUCGGGCGCUACCUCUGCCGGGUGACCCUCGAGAUCCCCCGCUAUGCCACGGCCACCGGCAACGGCACCCGGCUCAGCGUCGACACAGCAGUGGCUGACGGAGGACAUCAGGCAGGGCUGGUGUGGGGGCUGGCGGGGGGUCUGGGGGGCACAGCCCUUCUCCUUGGGCUGGCCUUCCUCGGCCACCAGCGCUGGUGCAGGAACUCAGACACAGCCAUCUACGUGAACGUGCUGCCCCCCUCGGCGCAGGCCCCCAAAGAGGUGCUGCCACCCCCCCCGGAGAUGGAGAACAGCUGGUACCAGGAGGGGCUGUACCAUGCACGGGACCUCCCCAGCACCCCUCAGCCCUGAGAGGGGGGAGCACCCCCCCACACGCACCCCCCUCCCAGCUCUGCCUUUCUGCAGGA
Molecule: messenger RNA, 843 nt
Organism: Tyto alba (common barn owl)
Lineage: Eukaryota; Metazoa; Chordata; Aves; Strigiformes; Tytonidae
Product: natural cytotoxicity triggering receptor 3-like
Exons: 5
Coding region: 134-787 (217 amino acids)
Source: RefSeq, a predicted model, not a curated record